CGUCAGGAAAGAAGGGUGAAAUGCCUAGCAGCGUCCAGGUUCCUUCAGAUCCCGCAUGCUGGGUUCACAGACCAGGAAACUGAGCACCCCACCCCCGCGGCGGGGGGUGGGAACACAGGCACCAUAACAAACGCACGUGCGCCCAGCCCUGGGCUCCCCGAGCAUUGCACACCCUUAGGAGCCGCCCUGCGGAACCGGCCAUUGUCUCAGCUUCGGGGUAGAGAGCAGCGCGGGGGGCGCCCUUGCUGGAGGAGGUCGACAGAGACAUUAAAAGGCAAGGUAGAGCCAAUUGUGCAGAGCUGUGCAACCAGCAGCCCAGAGAGAAGCAGCUAUGAUGCCCAGCUGAAGUGAUCUGGCCUCCUUGAGCCUGCCCCAGCCCUGGUGCCAGGUGUCUGUCCCAGCACUGAGGAGGAAGGAGAGGCGCCAGAAGGAAGCAGAACACUGAACACUGUACCUGUGGAAGGCGGUGCCAUGGAAGGCUGUUGUGACAAAUUAUCAGAGAAUGUGGCUGGCAGUGCCAAAUGCCAAUGAGUCACUAACUGGUGCUGCUGAAUCUGGAGCCUCUAUCCUUCCUCCACACCCCAUGCUUCUCGAGUCUUCACGUGGACUGAGUGCUGUGAUGCCAGAUAUUUUUUCAUCAUUCUGAGAAAAAUGAGCAGUGGCCUCCAGAACCAAUAAAGCAGAUACCUUUCCCAUGAAGAACAGUGCUAGAUCCUGAGGACCUGUGUGGGCCUGCAGCCCCAGGGGGAUUAAUCAGAAGCAGGCUUGUUUUCCUGCUCAGAACAGAGUUGCUCCCUUGAAUGCGUCUUUCAUUAUGAUUCACACCACCUUGAAGAAAAAAGUCAGCUGCUGUGUGCUGGCCUUUCUCCUGUUUGCAGUCUUCUGUAUGUGGAAGGAGAAGAAGAAAGGGAAUUACUAUAAUUCUGUUAAAUUGCAAACCAAGGAAUUACAGGCAAUGAGUCUGGAGAAACUUGCCAUGGGGUCUGGUUCCCAGUCUGCACCUUCAAGCAAAUCCCAGGAUCCCCACAAGGGAAGCCAGACCCUCGGCAGUCCCAGGGGCCUGGCCAAGACCAAGCUAGAUCCCUUCUUCCAGGUGUGGAACAAAGACAGUUCUUCCAAAAACAUUAUCCCCAGGCUGCGGAAGAUCUGGAGGAAUUACCUGAGCAUGAACAAGUACAAUGUGUCCUACAAGGGGCCAGGGCCUGGUGUCAAGUUCAGUGCAGAGGCCCUGCGCUGCCACCUUCGGGACAAAGUGAACGUAUCCAUGGUAGAGGCCACAGAUUUUCCCUUCAAUACCUCUGAAUGGGAGGGUUACCUGCCCAAAGAGAGCAUUAGGACCAAGGCUGGGCCAUGGGGCAGGUGUGCUGUUGUCUCAUCAGCGGGAUCUCUGAAGUCCUCCCAACUGGGCAAAGAAAUAGAUGAUCAUGAUGCAGUCCUGAGGUUUAAUGGGGCGCCUACAGCCAACUUUCAACAGGAUGUGGGCACAAAAACCACCAUUCGCCUGAUGAACUCUCAGUUGGUCACCACAGAAGAGCACUUCCUCAAAGACAGUUUGUACAAUGAAGGAAUCCUAAUUGUGUGGGACCCAUCUAUUUACCAUUCAGAUAUCCCAAAGUGGUACCAGAAUCCUGACUACAAAUUCUUUGAUAACUACAAGAGCUAUCGUAAGCUGCAUCCUGAUCAGCCCUUUUACAUUCUCAGACCCCAGAUGCCUUGGCAGCUGUGGGAUGUCAUUCAGGAAAUCUCCACAGAGGAGAUUCAGCCAAAUCCCCCAUCCUCUGGGAUGCUUGGUAUCAUCCUCAUGAUGACGUUGUGUGACCAGGUGGAUAUUUAUGAGUUCCUCCCAUCCAAGCGCAAGACUGAUGUGUGCCACUACUACCAGAAGUUCUUCGACAGCGCCUGCACAAUGGGCGCCUACCACCCGCUCCUCUUUGAGAAGAAUAUGGUGAAGUACCUCAACCUGGGCAAAGACGAGGACAUUUACCUGCUUGGAAAAGCCACACUACCUGGUUUCCGGAGCAUUCGCUGCUGAGGAGCCCUCACGCUUCAUUGGGCAUUUUACAGCCCAUCUCUUGCCACCCUGGGCCUGGGGACACCAUGUUCCUGAACAAUCCCUGCCUGCUCCUUCCACUCCAGGCCUUCUGUCAGCAAGAGCCCUAUGCUCCAGGAACCCAGGGCAAAGAACUGCCCUAUGGCCAUAGAUGUGUGUGAGCCCAAAGCCUCCUGCCACACAUGCACACACACACACCUAGCACUCUUUCCAGACAGAGUCCUCCCCUCCUUCCACAUGGGUAAAUGCAAGACCCACCUUCCCUACCAGGGCUGCCAAAGCUGGGCUGUUUUUUUUUGCCUGAAGGGUGUUAUUCUCACAAAUCAGCACUCUAUUGCUUGAAAUCUGCACCUAGACAUUGAUUUCAUGCUUUAAACAAAUUAUCUCAAGUUAUGAUUGUGCCUGGUGAAGGCUGGCUCUGGGGAAAGGGGGGCAAGUAAGUGGUACAGGGUAUAGGAAACAUGCUGCUCGGUUCCUCCAGAACAGUGGUGCCCCUAAGGUCUGUGACCCUGGGACAGGCUGUGUUCCUGUCAUGCAGGCUGGUUUGGCUGGUCCUUAGCCUGGGUGCUUAUGUGCAAAAGGUCUUGGCGAACUCACGUUCCUUUCCACAUGGAGACGGAGGGGCAGAAACGUACAGUCCCCAUUCUGAGGUUGCUCUCAGUUCAGUGGGAGUGACAGACACGUGGGGUGCAGAGACCUUAGUACUCCGGGGGCCUGGAGAGGGCUUGCUCUGUGGUCUGCCGGUGCACCCGGAGAGGAGAGGUACACACUUCCUGUGUCUGUGGUCCACAGGGGGCUUCACAGAGCUAACUAAGGUCACAGAGUGGGCUUCAGAGGAAGAAGAGAAACAUGCCAAACAGAUUUUCCUGGAGUCAUUUAAGUUGUGUUUUCCUUCCUGCCUUGAUUACCCAUAUUUAUUCUCUAAGGCCUGCCUGAAUUUACAGGCUCAAAUUAUUUUUUGAUGAAAACCCCAAUCCACAUUUGAGGGAUCGAGUGCAGACUCACGGCAGAUUCCAGACAAGAAUGUUGCCAAAACCCUAAUUUCUCCAGGCUCAGCUUGGUUGGCCCUGACCCUGUCCUACUAGCUGGGUUUGUACACUGUGUUCACCUUUUCUUUUUUAAUGCCCACUCCCACAUCUCCCCUACCUGCCAUCUUGGGUUCCCCCUUUAAAGUGGUCUUUUCCCUCCCAGGUUACUACUAAGCAUUUUUUCCCUUAGGAGUAUCCUGACCCAAUUUCUUUGACCUUCAUGGGCCUUCUGUGAAAGGUCUCUCAGGGAGUGGGGAUGUGAUUCCCCAGAGCUUAAAGUCGCUCUCAGAGGUCAGAACCUUAGAGACUACGACUAAUUCUCACUAGGUGGAUCAGAUGGCCUUGCCCUCUGUCUGUCUAGUGUUCAGAGAGGCCCUACCAUGCACCAGGUCUUGGCCUCCAUGCUGGAGAUAGAGCUUCACAACAGAAGCCCCUCCACUGCACUGCAGACAGGUUUUCUAGAUCUACCCCAGGCCAUGGACCCAUCAGUCUAUGGCCUGUUAGGAGCCAGGCCACACAGCAGGAGGUGAGUGGCAGGGAGCAAGUAACGCUUCAUCUGUAUUUACAGCUGCUCCCCAUCACUCACAUUGCCACCUGAGCUCUGUGUCCUGUCAGAUCAGUGGUGGCAUUAGAUUCUCAUAGGGGCACGGACCCUACUAUGUGUGAACUGCACAUACAAGAGAUCUGGGUUGCAUGCUCCUUGAAAGAAUCUAAUGCCUGAUGAUCUGAGGUGGAGCUGAGGCAGUGAUGCUGGCAGUGGGGAGCAGCUGCAAACACAGAUUAUCAUUAGCAGAGAGGUUUGACUGCACAGAGACCAUAAUAAAUUGCUUGCAGGCUCAUAUGAAAACCCUAUCAAUGAGUGGCAAGUGACAAUUAAGCUGAAUCUGGUUGGAGGUUAUAAAGCCAUCCCCACCACCUAGUCUGGAAAAAUUGUCUUCCAUGAAAGCAGUCCCUGGUGCCAAAAAGAUUGGGGACCGCUGAGGUAAAGAACUCACUCAACAUUACUGAGUAAUGCUGUAGAGCCAGGCCUCCUAGCCCCAGGCUUCUGAACUUGGGAAGCUGGACCCUCAUGCUCAAGGUCCUCUACUGUUUGAGCUUGGGACCAACAUCCUGGGAGGUGGAGUACUCAUCUAUGGCAAACGGCUGGGCUUUGAGAGGCAGUGAACAGAGCCUGGAGCAGGAAGCCCUGGGUUUUCAAACUGAAGUUCCCCUGUUCACAGCUUUGCCACCAUGGGCAAAUUCUCCUGUCUGAGCCUGUUUCUACAUCUGUAAAGUGGGGGCCAUGGGCCUAUUUCACAGGGCUAUGGUGAGGGUCACAUGGAACACCUGCUCUGACCCCCAUUCCUGGCACCUGACAGGUGUUUAGUACGUGGCAGUUUCCUUCCUCCCCUUUGUAAGGACCUGCUCUGUUCUCACUCUUGGGCAGCUCCCUGCUUUGAAGGAGGCUAGAACUGGGGCCCUGACCUUAGGUAAUUAAGUGUCCUACUGAGAGAUGACAACUGUUUUGUUUGGAACACCCAGGAAAUUAUCCGAGGCAGUGGAUGGGGCAGAACAUGCCCCUCCUCCUUCCUGCCUGCAUCCCAGUUCUGAUUCUGCUUGGGAAUGGGGGAAGGAGUGCUUGAACCGCUAAAUGCUGUGGGAAACUUGUCUUGUCUGCCUCUUGGGGUCCAUGAGUUCUUGACUUGCUUUUUAUUCUUAGUUGAUACACUCAUUGCAAUCUUUGAAUCAUGAACAGGGAGUGCAGAGGAAGGUGUCAUUCCACCAGCAGGGAUGGAUGUUGGUGUGGACACUGAGACAACACUGGGUAGAUUCUAGCUUUUAGUUAUUAAUAUAAGGGGUCAAAUUAAUUUAAGUGUAAUUCUGUGCUCUCUAUAGACAUUGGUAAAAUGCAAAUAUUGUUGGUCUGUCAAGAUGUUUAAUAUUUGUCAUAGAUAACUUAAAAAUUAGGAAAGCCUCUGUUUCUAAGUGCUCAUCUCUUCAUCCUUUUUCAUCAGAUACUCCAAUCCUCUCACCAAUCAGAUAGCUAUUGACAUAGUGUGGAGUUGAGACAUCAAUCUCAGCAACUUAUGAAAAAUGCCUAAGCUAAUUCUGAAUCACCCAAAGAUUAUGUAAAAUUUUAAAAUAAAUGUGUGUUUUUUAAAAAA
This is a messenger RNA of Phyllostomus hastatus (greater spear-nosed bat), 5222 nucleotides long. RefSeq names its product ST6 beta-galactoside alpha-2,6-sialyltransferase 1 (gene ST6GAL1). Gene Ontology annotation, molecular function: sialyltransferase activity. The transcript is spliced from 10 exons. The record is from RefSeq and is a predicted model, not a curated record. The coding region runs from base 815 to 2032 and encodes 405 amino acids. NCBI's taxonomy places the organism in Eukaryota, Metazoa, Chordata, Mammalia, Chiroptera, Phyllostomidae.